GGACCUUCGAUCAGGAGAAUUUAUCGCUGCUGUUUCCUUGCUGCAUUGAAAGGGAAAUAAUGCUCCAUUCAACAUUGGCCUUGUCCCUCCUGCUAAUUGCAGUCACUUCCAACCUUGCAAUGGCAAUUAAAAAGGAAAAACGAGCACCUCAGACACUGUCAAGAGGAUGGGGAGAUGAAAUUACCUGGGUGCAAACUUAUGAAGAAGGGCUUUAUCAAGCAAAAAAAAGUAACAAGCCACUGAUGGUAAUUCAUCAUCUGGAAGACUGUCAAUACUGCCAAGCACUGAAGAAAGCUUUUGCAGAAAAUGAAGAAAUACAGGAAAUGGCCCAAAAUAACUUUGUUAUGCUGAAUCUCAUGCAUGAAACCACAGAUAAAAACCUCUCACCUGAUGGACAAUACGUGCCUCGAAUCAUGUUUGUAGACCCAUCUCUCACAGUACGAGCUGAUAUCACAGGAAGAUACUCCAACCGGCUCUACACGUAUGAACCACAAGACAUACCAUUCCUGAUAGAGAACAUGAAGAAAGCACUACGCCUCAUUCAGACUGAACUGUAACCAGCAACAGUGAAAUUACCAAAACCUCUACGAGGUGAAGCUGCACCUCUGUCUCUACUAGAAUUUUGAAAUCUUACCAAGCAGUUUGGUAUAUCAGAUUUCUUAAGAACAAUUUGGAGAACAAAUACAGAAAGA
This is a messenger RNA of Empidonax traillii (willow flycatcher), 692 nucleotides long. RefSeq names its product anterior gradient 3, protein disulphide isomerase family member (gene AGR3). The record is from RefSeq and is a predicted model, not a curated record. The coding region runs from base 60 to 557 and encodes 165 amino acids. The transcript has 8 exons. Lineage: Eukaryota; Metazoa; Chordata; Aves; Passeriformes; Tyrannidae. Gene Ontology annotation, molecular function: dystroglycan binding. Gene Ontology annotation, cellular component: endoplasmic reticulum.